CUCUUUUGCUUGAUAUACCGGGAAACUCAUGCAUACUCCGCACCUUCAGCAGUCUACAGGAAUUGUAUCCGCAGGUUGGCAGAUAGCAUCACAGGCAGGGAUGGCUCCGGCAGACGAAGAUCCCACAUCAUCCAAACACGACGUUUCCAGUGCGGUAGAACAACCUGAUUCACCUCAGAUGGAGAUAGUCGACGAGGGAUAUCUCGUGCGAAGGGUUGGCAUCAAUCCUGAGACUGGCGAAGCAUGGAACACAUCCUGGGUAAGGCGCAACAAUUGCAGUGCAGAGGCUAUCGCCAAAUGGGAGGCCAACAAGCCCGGAAUUGAACCAGCAGACGAAUCUUUGAUUGAUGGUUCCUCCAACAUUCGCAAGCGUUCGAUCUCCUCGAUCGUCAGUAUUGCGAAUGCGACCACCAAGAGGAGAGAGCUCAACAACGAGUCAAUGCCAGUCACGAAGCCUGGAUCUAGUUCAGAGGGACAAAACUUGCACAGCUCUAAGGGUCCCGGCCAACAGCUGCCGGACUUUAUAGAUCUUAGAAAGUCCCGACGGGCUUCUUCUCUGUUCAUCCCGUCUCCACGAAAGGGUUCAAAAUAUCAGUUCAAAACAUCGGUGCAUCAGGUCGAGAUAUCUCAGAUAUCGCAAAGCAAUACGGACACCUUCGAGGUCACCACCGAAUGGUUACUAGAUCGAGUCGUAUCCACUCAGAAGGGUAUGCUGGUGGAGCUUCGAGGAACGAACAGUGGCAAAACAGGUGAUGGUUGGUACCACGGCCAGUAUGAGGGAGCGCAGGGCAUGAUCCUCUCCGUGCUCAAUACUGGACACACGUCGUUCGCCUCCACCGCCCGAGUCAAGUUACUAGAUCUUAGCGACUCACCACAGGAAGUUUUCACCGUUCCUGUGUCAUACCUCUGGCCGGUCGAACCGACAGAACCCGGCCAGAGAGCAUUGAUGCUACAUGGGGACCAGAAGGGUUCCGUGGCAAUCGUCCGGGAGGAAGAAUCAGAUGGCUGGUUCGUGUCGGUGGGCAACUUGCACUUCGGGAUCAGCGCAAAUAAGUUGGUGCGAGUCAUAAAUGCAUAACUUUGGAUGACUUCGAGCAUGCAACGACUUUCUGAUGUGUAUAUGGGUGACUGUAAUCUAGCUGAGAAGUACUGUUGUAUCCCUGUACCUCGAGCGCAUGAAUGCACCCUUGAUCUGAUUAGUUAUAGGCAACCGAAAGGAGGGC
Molecule: messenger RNA, 1223 nt
Organism: Laetiporus sulphureus 93-53
Lineage: Eukaryota; Fungi; Basidiomycota; Agaricomycetes; Polyporales; Laetiporaceae
Exons: 4
Coding region: 29-1078 (349 amino acids)
Source: RefSeq, a predicted model, not a curated record